CCAGCCCAUAAUUUGACAUCUUCUCUACCAGAAUCUCAUGAAAGGCUUUGCCUUGUUGAAGGAAAUCAGAAACUUAAUUUUUGGGAAAAUAAUGACUGCUGGAUCUGUUUUAGCACCUCAGAUUAUACCACUUCGAAUCUCAAGCGGCAAAGCUAAACAUGAAAUAGAUACAAAUACUCUUGUUGAAAUCAAAUCAGAUACACCUGAUGUGAUGAUACAUUUUACUAUUGAUGGAAGUAAACCACAAUAUUUUAAGAGAUUUGAUUAUAGAGAUCAUAAUACUUUUAAGUAUAAGGGGCCAAUUACAUUACCAGAUGGGAAAAUAACCAUCAAGGCAUUGGCAGUCACAAAAGAUUGCAGAGAGAGUGCCAUUGUAACAAAACUGUUUGUAGUAGAAUAUGCAACUCCAAACCCACAUGACCCUGAUAAAGAUGAGAGUUUCCUGAAUUAUCUCACCAGACAGAUCAAAAGUGGAUUGCCUGAUUUAAAGCUUAGAAAGAAAGGAGUGAAUAUGGAAAAUGAAUCCGGUUGGAAUGAUGCAGCACAUGAAUUAACAGGUUUGUUGAAAGAAAAAACAUCUGUUUCCUUACAUGUCAAUGGACCACAUUCACUGAAAAAGUACUUGAAUGUCUCAAGUGAUAGAGAAGAGUCUAACUCUGCCGGGUUGAUAUCUCAGUCACAGGAUACAGUACUUUGCUAUGUAUGUGGCGCAGGAAAUCCAAUUCACAUUAAAGAAUGUAUGAUCUGUGAGAACAAACUUUCUGAAACCCAGAUGAAUGCCAACUUUCAGUUCCAACAACAAUCAAUUCUUUCAUUGCCAACCUCAAGACCUGACUUCCAAGAGAAAAAAGAGCAAGGAACUCAGACUAUUGGAUUGUUCUACCCAUCUCACAAACAUUUAGAGAAGAAAGAAAGUGAGGUGUUCUUGCAAAAGGAGAAGCAGAUUAAGGCAAAUGAUCACAAGUCUCUGCUCACAGCUAUCAGCCCUGGAAAAGGUUACUGGAGGAAGCAACUGGAUCAUGUCUGUGCACAUCUUAGAAGUUAUACACAAAAUAAUAUGGAGUUUAGGACAUUAAUUGGAGAACCUCAGAUGGGAAAGCUUAUUUCUGCUACUGUCCAUAAGGAUGGUUAUCAAGUCAGUCUCCAGAUCAAUUAUGCACUCGCUAAAAAGCCAUUGGAGAGAGCCAGAGAAUUUCAAACCUGAAUUAAAAAGUCAAAAGAAGUAAAAAGAGAAGAUACCAUUAGUGUAAAAAAGAACAUUUACUUUGCAAAUGAUGCUACACUGAAGAUGGUUGAGUCCAAUUUUUACUUUGGGAAGGAAAGCAAAGAAAAUCACAUUGGUAUCUGUUUCUCCUCCUUCUGCUAUACAGAUUUUUCCUUCAGCCCUUUUUAUUUUUUACUCCAUUUAUGACACUCCUUUUCACUUUGACAUGCCUAUUUGCUUCACUUUUUUAUGGCAUUAAUAUUAAUUUUCAUUUUAUGGUAAUGAUCCACAACUGUAUCUCUCCACUUUUGGCAGGAUAGGCUUUUUCAACUUGUACCUCUGCCUUUUUUUUUUUUCCAAUUUUAUGUUUAUGGUUGUUUUUUUAAACUGAGUUUAUUUAAACUUUUUAAAAUUGUCAUCUUGGUUCUAUUUCUGUCUAUCUAUUUUGUUGUAUUUAUCUAUCUAUGAAUUGAAGACUGCAUAAAUUAUCUAUAUGUUAGUGGGAACAUUUCUUGGUAAUUCCUCUCCGGCUUCGUAACUAAAUCCGUAUUGUAGGGGAGAUGGGUGGGAGAGAAAUCCAAUAAAUAAAUAAAAUAAAAUAAAUAAAUAAAUCCCCAUAAUUAGCAUUAAUUUCCAGAAAGUCACUCCAUAUCACCAAACUAAACUGAUCUCAGUUCCCCCUCUUUUUUUAACUAUCUGUGGAAUUCACUUUUUUUUUCUUCCUAGCAUUUUUCCUGCAUGUGCAAGGUCCACAUUUUUCAGAUUAACUGAAUGUUGAUCUGUUGGUUGUGACAGAAAUUGACCAACCAGCUUUUGCCCAAGCC
This is a messenger RNA of Python bivittatus (Burmese python), 2028 nucleotides long. Lineage: Eukaryota; Metazoa; Chordata; Lepidosauria; Squamata; Pythonidae. The record is from RefSeq and is a predicted model, not a curated record.